ACCUGCAGUGUGUCACAGGUCUCCGGCUGCGCUCUGGAAUCCGCAAAGCGGCCUCUUGGUAGAUAACGAGCAGCUGGGAGGGGAUCGGACCAGAGGGGGAGGGAUGGAAGAGGAGAGGAGGGUGACGAGCGUAUGGACUGAUUAGUUGGGUUCGUCUCUGCAGCACCGUUGCAUUGCAGUUGGUGGGCUGAUUGAGUGCGGUGUAAGUUUUGAGGUAGUGGAGAGUUUUGUUGCGGCCGAGGGAAGUAGAGUGGGAGGCUUGUGCGAGAGCCGGCCCGCGAGGUUUGAUGUAGUUGGGAGUUUACCGAGUUGAGGUUUUUUUUGUUUUGUUUUGUUUUUUUUCUUUCUUCUCCUUCUUCAUCUUCUCCAUUUUUGAGUUACUCUUUUCUGUACAUAUGAAAGAGCCCGUCGGUUAAAUGGGGGUGAAUUUUGUGCAUAUAUCUUGACUUGGCGAAGAAUCCGUCGACUAUCUGCUGGACAUCAUUCUGUUCAUUUAUUUAUUUAGUUAUUUAUUUCUAAUUUCGCAGUGAAGGUAGUACUGCGACUUCGAUUUAAUAUUGUAAGAGUCGUGGUUGCGUCUGGUGACUUGCGAAGUGCAUCGUGGUUUCGUAGAGAGAUUGGCGUAGUGGGGUUGCGAGAGUGAGGUUGUGUGUGUGCGUGCGCGUGGGAGAGAGAUUGAGAAAUGGCUGCGAGGGACGAGAAAGCAAGCACUAAGAGUAGCCAAGCCUAUCAGGGGGUGCAUUUCAGAGGCGUAAGGAAACGGCCCUGGGGUCGAUUUGCAGCUGAGAUUCGGGAUCCAUGGAAGAAGACGCGCGUCUGGCUAGGGACCUUCGACACCGCGGAGGAAGCUGCAAGAGCCUACGACAGUGCUGCAAGGGCAUUGCGAGGUUCUAAAGCGAAGACAAACUUCGCGUGCCCACCUUCUAGUGACGACCAGAGCACGAGCCAUAGUUCCACUGUGGAGUCGUGGUCCACACUUCCCAGCUGCCAGAACGUUUGUCAACCCCAUCACCAGCAUCAUCAACUUUUGAAAAAUCACCCCAAUUCUCUUAACUGUCACCAACUGUAUGGCCCCUCUGUUGCCUCCGAGGCAGAUUCAUGGCGCACUAGCUUGGACCUCAACCUCUCGGCUAUGGUACCUCACGAUCCUGAUCACCAGGUUGAAGAGAUGGCUCAGGUUCUGAACGAGAGCAUUAGUGCCGGUCGCUCCUACGUCUUGCCUGGUAAUGCCGGGGAGCUUUCACAAUCCAGCAAGCGCCAUUCCUCCACGCCGAUCCAAACCCUCUUUCAGGAUACAAUGGGGAAAACAUCUUACAGUGCCAAGAAACCCUCAAUUCUCGCUGUUCCACCAGUGAGGACUUCUGCAAUUCCAUGGUCGCUGGGCGCACGUUGGGAUCAAAAUGUGGCCCUCCCUACGGGUAUACAACCAACCUUACUGACUCCCGGAUCUGCUGUCUCGCCUGAGACGAGAGCCUGCUCCAGUGAUUGCGAUUCGUCUUCCUCUGUGAUCGUCAAUUCGGAGAGCCCAGAGAUUGUGGCAACACCGCAACAAAGGACGAAGCCCGUGCUGCGAAGAAACUUCCCCUUUUUGUUGGACCUGAAUUCCCCUCCUUGCCUUGAUGAGGAACCGGCUGUGACCGCCGUGGGCAAUUGACUCGUCUCGGCCCCACGCUGCAGCGUUUUUUUGAGUAGCAUUUGCCUGAGUUUAGAUUUUACCAUAACUUAGCUGUUGCCACAAAUUGAGCUUCUGCCACUUAAGUUUGCAGGCUUGAAGAAAUAAUUACAUUACUAUUUUUUUCAAUUCUUGUACUUCUUUUUUAUCCUUUUACAAAGAUACACAGUGGCUUGUGUUACACCAUUCACGUGUAAUGCUCGUUCUCACUUAGAACCCAUUUUAUGUCGCCACUGCCUUCUCUU
Molecule: messenger RNA, 1917 nt
Organism: Physcomitrium patens
Lineage: Eukaryota; Viridiplantae; Streptophyta; Bryopsida; Funariales; Funariaceae
Biological process (GO): regulation of DNA-templated transcription
Molecular function (GO): DNA binding; DNA-binding transcription factor activity
Source: RefSeq, a predicted model, not a curated record